Messenger RNA from Closterium sp. NIES-65, 15492 nucleotides. Lineage: Eukaryota; Viridiplantae; Streptophyta; Zygnematophyceae; Desmidiales; Closteriaceae. The record is from the annotation of a GenBank genome assembly.
AUGCAAGCAGAGGAAGCGCAAGCAGAGGAAGCACAAGCAGAGGAAGCGCAAGCAGAGGAAGCACAAGCAGAGGAAGCGCAAGCAGAGGAAGCACAAGCAGAGGAAGCACAAGCAGAGGAGCGCAAGCAGAGGAAGCACAAGCAGAGGAAGCGCAAGCAGAGGAAGCGCAAGCAGAGGAAGCGCAAGCAGAGGAAGCAACAGCAGAGGAAGCGCAAGCAGAGGAAGCACAAGCAGAGGAAGCGCAAAGGAGCACAAGCAGAGGAAGCGCAAGCAGAGGAAGCGCAAGCAGAGGAAGCACAAGCAGAGGAAGCACAAGCAGAGGAAGCACAAGCAGAGGAAGCGCAAGCAGAGGAAGCGCAAGCAGAGGAAGCGCAAGCAGAGGAAGCACAAGCAGAGGAAGCGCAAGCAGAGGAAGCACAAGCAGAGGAAGCGCAAGAAGAGGAAGCACAAGCAGAGGAAGCACAAGCAGAGGAAGCACAAGCAGAGGAGCGCAAGCAGAGGAAGCGCAAGCAAAGGAAGCGCAAGCAGAGGAAGCGCAAGCAGAGGAAGCACAAGCAGAGGAAGCGCAAGCAGAGGAAGCACAAGCAGAGGAAGCGCAAGCAGAGGAAGCAAGCAGAGGAAGCACAAGCAGAGGAGCGCAAGCAGAGGAAGCGCAAGCAAAAGCAAAAAGAGGAAGCACAAGCAGAGGAAGCGCAAGUAGAGGAAGCACAAGCAGAAGAAGCGCAAGCAGAGGAAGCGCAAGCAGAGGAAGCACAAGCAGAGGAAGCACAAGCUAGGAAGCACAAGCAGAAGAAGCGCAAGCAGAGGAAGCACAAGAAGAGGAAGCCCAAGCGAGGAAGCACAAGCAGAGGAAGCACAAGCAGAGGAAGCGCAAGCAGAGGAAGCACAAGCAGAGGAAGCGCAAGCAGAGGAAGCACAAGCAGAGGAAGCACAAGCAGAGGAAGCACAAGCAGAGGAGCGCAAGCAGAGGAAGCGCAAGCAGAGGAAGCGCAAGCAGAGGAAGCGCAAGCAAAGGAAGCGCAAGCAGAGGAAGCGCAAGUAGAGGAAGCACAAGCAGAGGAAGCGCAAGUAGAGGAAGCACAAGCAGAGGAAGCGCAAGCAGAGGAAGCGCAAGCAGAGGAAGCGCAAGCAGAGGAAGCGCAAGCAGAGGAAGCGCAAGUAGAGGAAGCACAAGAAGCGCAAGCAGAGGAAGCGCAAGAAGAGGAAGCGCAAGCAGAGGAAGCACAAGCAGAGGAAGCACAAGCAGAGGAAGCACAAGCAGAGGAAGCACAAGCAGAGGAAGCCCAAGCAAGGAAGCGCAAGCAGAGGAGCGCAAGCAGAGGAAGCACAAGCAGAGGAAGCACAAGCAGAGGAAGCACAAGCAGAGGAAGCACAAGCAGAGGAAGCCAAAGCAAAGGAAGCGCAAGCAGAGGAGCGCAAGCAGAGGAAGCGCAAGAAGAGGAAGCACAAGCAGAGGAAGCACAAGCAGAGGAAGCACAAGUAGAGGAAGCACAAGCAGAGGAAGCACAAGCAGAGGAAGCAAAAGCAGAGGAAGCACAAGCAGAGGAAGCGAAAGCAGAGGAAGCGCAAGCAGAGGAAGCACAAGCAGAGGAAGCGGAAGCAGAGGAAGCACAAGCAGAGGAAGCGCAAGCAGAAGAAGCACAAGCAGAGGAAGCGCAAGUAGAGGAAGCACAAGCAGAGGAAGCCCAAGCAGAGGAGCCCAAGCAGAGGAAGCGCAAGCAGAGGAAGCGCAAGCAGAGGAAGCGCAAGCAGAGGAAGCGCAAGCAGAGGAAGCGCAAGCAGAGGAAGCGCAAGCAGAGGAAGCACAAGCAGAGGAAGCGCAAGCAGAGGAAGCACAAGCAGAGGAAGCACAAGCAGAGGAAGCACAAGCAGAGGAAGCGCAAGCAGAGGAAGUGCAAGCAGAGGAAGCGCAAGAAGAGGAAGCACAAGCAGAGGAAGCGCAAGCAGAGGAAGCACAAGCAGAGAAAGCGCAAGCAGAGGAAGCACAAGCAGAGGAAGCGCAAGCAGAGGAAGCGCAAGCAGAGGAAGCACAAGCAGAGGAAGCACAAGCAGAGGAAGCGCAAGCAGAGGAAGCGCAAGCAAAGGAAGCGCAAGCAGAGGAAGCGCAAGGAGAGGAAGCGCAAGCAGAGGAAGCGCAAGCAGAGGAAGCACAAGCAGAGGAAGCACAAGCAGAGGAGCGCAAGCAGAGAAAGCGUAAGCAAGGAAGAGCAAGCAGAGGAAGCACAAGCAGAGGAAGCGCAAGCAGAGGAAGCGCAAGAAGAGGAAGCGCAAGCAGAGGAAGCGCAAGCAGAGGAAGCGCAAGUAGAGGAAGCACAAGCAGAGGAAGCGCAAGCAGAGGAAGCACAAGCAAGAAGCACAAGCAGAGGAAGCACAAGCAGAGGAGCGAAAGCAGAGGAAGCGCAAGCAGAGGAAGCACAAGCAGAGGAAGCGCAAGGAGAGGAAGCACAAGCAGAGGAAGCGCAAGCAGAGGAAGCACAAGCAGAGGAAGUACAAGCUCAGGAGCUUAAGCAAAGGAAGCGUAAGGAGAGAAGCGCAAGCAGAGGAAGCACAAGCAGAGGAAGCGCAAGAAGAGGAAGCACAAGCAGAGGAAGCAACAGCAGAGGAAGCGCAAGCAGAGGAAGCACAAGCAGAGGAAGCGCAAGUAGAAGAAGCACAAGCAGAGGAAGCAGAAGCAAAGAAGCGCAAGCAGAGGAAGCACAAGCAGAGGAAGCACAAGCAGAGGAAGCGCAAGCAGAGGAAGCACAAGUAGAGGAAGCGGAAGCAGAGGAAGCACAAGCAGAGGAAGCGCAAGCAGAGGAAGCACAAGCAGAGGAAGCACAAGCAGAGGAGCGCAAGCAGAGGAAGCGCAAGCAGAGGAAGCGCAAGCAGAGGAAGCACAAGCAGAGGAAGCGCAAGCAGAGGAAGCGCAAGCAGAGGAGCACAAGCAGAGGAAGCGCAAGCAGAGGAAGCGCAAGCAGAGGAAGAACAAGCAGAGGAAGCACAAGCAGAGGAAGCACAAGCAGAGGAAGCGCAAGCAGAGGAAGCACAAGCAGAGGAAGCGCAAGAAGAGGAAGCACAAGCAGAGGAAGCACAAGCAGAGGAAGCACAAGCAGAGGAGCGCAAGCAGAGGAAACGCAAGCAGAGGAAGCACAAGAAGAGGAAGCGCAAGCAGAGGAAGCACAAGCAGAGGAAGAACAAGCAAAGGAAGCGCAAGCAGAGGAAGCACAAGCAGAGGAAGCGCAAGAAGAGGAAGCACAAGCAGAGGAAGCACAAGCAGAGGAAGCACAAGCAGAGGAGCGCAAGCAGAGGAAGCGCAAGCAGAGGAAGCACAAGCAGAGGAAGCGCAAGCAGAGGAAGCAAAGCAGAGGAAGCGCAAGCAGAGGAAGCACAAGCAGAGGAAGCACAAGCAGAGGAGCGCAAGCAGAGGAAGCACAAGCAAAGGAAGCGCAAGCAGAGGAAGCGCAAGCAGAGGAAGCGCAAGAAGAGGAAGCACAAGCAGAGGAAGCAACAGCAGAGGAAGCGCAAGCAGAGGAAGCGCAAGCAGAGGAAGCACAAGCAGAGGAAGCACAAGAAGAGGAAGCACAAGCAGGGAAGCACAAGCAGAGGAAGCACAAGCAGAGGAAGCACAAGCAGAGGAAGCACAAGCAGAGGAAGCGAAAGCAGAGGAAGCGCAAGCAGAGGAAGCACAAGCAGAGGAAGCGCAAGCAGAGGAAGCACAAGCAAGGAAGCGCAAGCAGAGGAAGCACAAGCAGAGGAAGCGCAAGCAGAGGAAGCACAAGCAGAGGAAGCCAAGCAGAGGAAGCCAAGCAGAGGAAGCGCAAGCAGAGGAAGCGCAAGCAGAGGAAGCGCAAGCAGAGGAAGCGCAAGCAGAGGAAGCGCAAGCAGAGGAAGCGCAAGCAGAGGAAGCACAAGCAGAGGAAGCGCAAGCAGAGGAAGCACAAGCAGAGGAAGCACAAGCAGAGGAAGCACAAGCAGAGGAAGCGCAAGCAGAGGAAGCGCAAGCAGAGGAAGCGCAAGAAGAGGAAGCACAAGCAGAGGAAGCGCAAGCAGAGGAAGCGCAAGCAGAGGAAGCGCAAGCAGAGGAAGCGCAAGCAGAGGAAGCGCAAGCAGAGGAAGCACAAGCAGAGGAAGCACAAGCAGAGGAAGCGCAAGCAGAGGAAGCGCAAGCAGAGGAAGCGCAAGCAGAGGAAGCGCAAGCAGAGGAAGCGCAAGCAGAGGAAGCACAAGCAGAGGAAGCACAAGCAGAGGAGCGCAAGCAAAGAAGCAGGAGCGCAAGCAGAGGAAGCGCAAGCAGAGGAAGCGCAAGCAGAGGAAGCACAAGCAGAGGAAGCGCAAGAAGAGGAAGCACAAGCAGAGGAAGCACAAGCAGAGGAAGCACAAGCAGAGGAGCGCAAGCAGAGGAAACGCAAGCAGAGGAAGCACAAGAAGAGGAAGCGCAAGCAGAGGAAGCAAGCAGAGGAAGAACAAGCAAAGGAAGCGCAAGCAGAGGAAGCACAAGCAGAGGAAGCGCAAGAAGAGGAGCACAAGCAGAGGAAGCACAAGCAGAGGAAGCACAAGCAGAGGAGCGCAAGCAGAGGAAGCGCAAGCAGAGGAAGCACAAGCAGAGGAAGCGCAAGCAGAGGAAGCAAAGCAGAGGAAGCGCAAGCAGAGGAAGCACAAGCAGAGGAAGCACAAGCAGAGGAGCGCAAGCAGAGGAAGCACAAGCAGAGGAAGCGCAAGCAGAGGAAGCGCAAGCAGAGGAAGCGCAAGAAGAGGAAGCACAAGCAGAGGAAGCAACAGCAGAGGAAGCGCAAGCAGAGGAAGCACAAGCAGAGGAAGCACAAGCAGAGGAAGCGCAAGCAGAGGAAGCACAAGCAGAGGAAGCGCAAGCAGAGGAAGCACAAGCAGAGGAAGCGCAAGCAGAGGAAGCACAAGCAGAGGAAGCACAAGCAGAGGAGCGCAAGCAGAGGAAGCGCAAGCAGAGGAAGCGCAAGCAGAGGAAGCACAAGCAGAGGAAGCGCAAGCAGAGGAAGCGGAAGCAGAGGAGCACAAGCAGAGGAAGCGCAAGCAGAGGAAGCGCAAGUUGAGGAAGCACAAGCAGAGGAAGCACAAGCAGAGGAAGCACAAGCAGAGGAAGCGCAAGCAGAGGAAGCGCAAGCAGAGGAAGCGCAAGCAAGGAAGCACAAGCAGAGGAAGCGCAAGCAGAGGAAGCACAAGCAGAGGAAGCGCAAGAAGAGGAAGCACAAGCAGAGGAAGCACAAGCAGAGGAAGCACAAGCAGAGGAGCGCAAGCAGAGGAAGCGCAAGCAAAGGAAGCACAAGAAGAGGAAGCGCAAGCAGAGGAAGCACAAGCAGAGGAAGCGCAAGCAGAGGAAGCACAAGCAGAGGAAGCACAAGAAGAGGAGCGCAAGCAAAGGAAGUGCAAGCAGAGGAAACGCAAAAAGAGGAAGCACAAGCAGAGGAAGCGCAAGUAGAGGAAGCACAAGCAGAAGAAGCGCAAGCAGAGGAAGCGCAAGCAGAGGAAGCGCAAGAAGAGGAAGCACAAGCUAGGAAGCACAAGCAGAAGAAGCGCAAGCAGAGGAAGCACAAGAAGAGGAAGCCCACGAGGAAGCACAAGCAGAGGAAGCGCAAGCAGAGGAAGCACAAGCAGAGGAAGCGCAAGCAGAGGAAGCACAAGCAGAGGAGGCACAAGCAGAGGAAGCACAAGCAGAGGAGCGCAAGCAGAGGAAGCGCAAGCAGAGGAAGCGCAAGCAGAGGAAGCGCAAGCAAAGGAAGCGCAAGCAGAGGAAGCGCAAGUAGAGGAAGCACAAGCAGAGGAAGCGCAAGCAGAGGAAGCACAAGCAGAGGAAGCGCAAGCAGAGGAAGCGCAAGCAGAGGAAGCGCAAGCAGAGGAAGCGCAAGCAGAGGAAGCGCAAGCAGAGGAAGCACAAGUAGAGGAAGCGCAAGCAGAGGAAGCACAAGCAGAGGAAGCGCAAGCAGAGGAAGCACAAGCAGAGGAAGCACAAGCAGAGGAGCUCAAGCAGAGGAAGCGCAAGCAGAGGAAGCACAAGCAGAGGAAGCGCAAGCAGAGGAAGCACAAGCAGAGGAAGCACAAGCAGAGGAAGCGCAAGCAGAGGAAGCACAAGCAAGGAAGUACAAGCAGAGGAGCUCAAGCAGAGGAAGCGCAAGCAAAGGAAGAGCAAGCAGAGGAAGCACAAGCAGAGGAAGCGCAAGCAGAGGAAGCGCAAGCAGAGGAAGCACAAGCAGAGGAAGCGCAAGAAGAGGAAGCACAAGCAGAGGAAGCACAGCAGAGGAAGCGCAAGCAGAGGAAGCACAAGCAGAGGAAGCGCAAGCAGAGGAAGCACAAGCAGAGGAAGCACAAGCAGAGGAAGCACAAGCAGAGGAAGCACAAGCAGAGGAAGCGCAAGCAAAGGAAGCGCAAGCAGAGGAAGCGCAAGCAGAGGAAGCACAAGCAGAGGAAGCGCAAGCAGAGGAAGCAAAGCAGAGGAAGCGCAAGAAGAGGAAGCACAAGCAGAGGAAGCACAAGCAGAGGAAGCACAAGCAGAGGAAGCACAAGCAGAGGAGCACAAGCAGAGGAAGCGCAAGCAGAGGAAGCGCAAGCAGAGGAAGCGCAAGCAGAGGAAGCGCAAGCAGAGGAAGCGCAAGCAGAGGAAGCGCAAGCAGAGGAAGCGCAAGCAGAGGAGCACAAGCAGAGGAAGCGCAAGCAGAGGAAGCGCAAGCAGAGGAAGCACAAGCAAAGGAAGCACAAGCAGAGGAAGCGCAAGCAGAGGAAGCACAAGCAGAGGAAGCGCAAGCAGAGGAAGCACAAGAAGAGGAGCGCAAGCAGAGGAAGUGCAAGCAGAGGAAGCGCAAGCAGAGGAAGCACAAGCAGAGGAAGCGCAAGCAGAGGAAGCACAAGCAGAAGAAGCACAAGCAGAGGAAGCGCAAGCAGAGGAAGCACAAGCAAGGAAGCACAAGCAGAGGAAGCGCAAGCAGAGGAAGCGCAAGCAGAGGAAGCACAAGCAGAGGAAGCUCAAGCAGAGGAGCGCAAGCAGAGGAAGCGCAAGCAGAGGAAGCACAAGCAGAGGAAGCACAAGAAGAGGAAGCACAAGCAGAGGAAGCGCAAGCAGAGGAAGCACAAGCAGAGGAAGCACAAGCAGAGGAAGCACAAGCAGAGGAAGCACAAGCAGAGGAAGCACAAGCAGAGGAAGCACAAGCAGAGGAAGCACAAGCAAAGGAAGCGCAAGCAGAAGAAGCACAAGCAGAGGAAGCGCAAGCAGAGGAAGCACAAGCAGAGGAAGCACAAGCAGAGGAAGCGCAAGCAGAGGAAGCACAAGCAGAGGAAGCGCAAGCAGAGGAAGCGCAAGCAGAGGAAGCACAAGAAGCUCAAGCAGAGGAAGCGCAAGCAGAGGAAGCACAAGCAGAGGAAGCGCAAGCAGAAGAAGCGCAAGCAGAGGAAGCACAAGCAGAGGAAGCGCAAGCAGAGGAAGCACAAGCAGAGGAAGAGCAAGCAGAGGAAGCGCAAGCAGAGGAAGCACAAGCAGAGGAAGCGCAAGCAAAGGAAGCGCAAGCAGAGGAAGCACAAGCAGAGGAAGCACAAGCAGAGGAAGCGCAAGCAAAGGAAGCACAAGCAGAGGAAGCGCAAGCAGAGGAAGCACAAGUAGAGGAAGCGCAAGCAGAGGAAGCACAAGCAGAGGAAGCGCAAGCAAAGGAAGUGAAAGCAGAGGAAGCACAAGCAGAGGAAGCACAAGCAGAGGAAGCGCAAGCAGAGGAAGCACAAGCAGAGGAAGCGCAAGCAGAGGAAGCACAAGCAGAGGAAGCACAAGCAGAGGAGCGCAAGCAGAGGAAGCACAAGCAGAGGAAGCGCAAGCAGAGGAAGCGCAAGCAGAGGAAGCGCAAGAAGAGGAAGCACAAGCAGAGGAAGCAACAGCAGAGGAAGCGCAAGCAGAGGAAGCACAAGCAGAGGAAGCGCAAGCAGAGGAAGCACAAGCAGAGGAAGCACAAGCAAAGAAGCGCAAGCAGAGGAAGCACAAGCAGAGGAAGCACAAGCAGAGGAGCGCAAGCAGAGGAAGCACAAGCAGAGGAAGCACAAGCAGAGGAAGCACAAGCAGAGGAAGCACAAGCAGAGGAAGCGCAAGCAGAGGAAGCGCAAGCAGAGGAAGCACAACAGAGGAAGCGCAAGCAGAGGAAGCACAAGCAGAGGAAGCGCAAGCAGAGGAAGCACAAGCAGAGGAAGCACAAGCAGAGGAGCGCAAGCAGAGGAAGCACAAGCAGAGGAAGCGCAAGCAGAGGAAGCGCAAGCAGAGGAAGCGCAAGAAGAGGAAGCACAAGCAGAGGAAGCACAAGCAAAGAAGCGCAAGCAGAGGAAGCACAAGCAGAGGAUGCGCAAGCAGAGGAAGCACAAGCAGAGGAAGCACAAGCAGAGGAGCACAAGCAGAGGAAGCGCAAGCAGAGGAAGCGCAAGAAGAGGAAGCACAAGCAGAGGAAGCGCAAGCAGAGGAAGCGGAAGCUGAGGAGUCACAAGCAGAGGAAGCGCAAGCAGAGGAAGCGCAAGUUGAGGAAGCACAAGCAGAGGAAGCACAAGCAGAGGAAGCACAAGCAGAGGAAGCGCAAGCAGAGGAAGCGCAAGCAGAGGAAGCGUAAGCAGAGGAAGCACAAGCAGAGGAAGCGCAAGCAGAGGAAGCACAAGCAGAGGAAGCGCAAGAAGAGGAAGCACAAGCAGAGGAAGCACAAGCAGAGGAAGCACAAGCAGAGGAGCGCAAGCAGAGGAAGCGCAAGCAAAGGAAGCACAAGAAGAGGAAGCGCAAGCGAAGGAAGCACAAGCAGAGGAAGCGCAAGCAGAGGAAGCAUAAGCAGAGGAAGCGCAAGCAGAGGAGCGCAAGCAGAGGAAGUGCAAGCAGAGGAAAUGCAAAAGGAGGAAGCACAAGCAGAGGAAGCGCAAGUAGAUGAAGCACAAGCAGAAGAAGCGCAAGCAGAGGAAGCGCAAGCAGAGGAAGCGCAAGCAGAGGAAGCACAAGCUAAGGAAGCACAAGCAGAAGAAGCGCAAGCAGAGGAAGCACAAGAAGAGGAAGCCCACUUCGAGGAAGCACAAGCAGAGGAAGCACAAGCAGAGGAAGCGCAAGCAGAGGAAGCACAAGCAGAGGAAGCGCAAGCAGAGGAAGCACAAGCAGAGGAAGCACAAGCAGAGGAAGCACAAGCAGAGGAGCGCAAGCAGAGGAAGCGCAAGCAGAGGAAGCGCAAGCAGAGGAAGCGCAAGCAAAGGAAGCGCAAGCAGAGGAAGCGCAAGCAGAGGAAGCACAAGCAGAGGAAGCGCAAGCAGAGGAAGCACAAGCAGAGGAAGCGCAAGCAGAGGAAGCGCAAGCAGAGGAAGCGCAAGCAGAGGAAGCGCAAGCAGAGGAAGCGCAAGCAGAGGAAGCACAAGCAGAGGAAGCGCAAGCAGAGGAAGCACAAGCAGAGGAAGCGCAAGCAGAGGAAGCACAAGCAGAGGAAGCACAAGCAGAGGAGCGCAAGCAGAGGAAGCGCAAGCAGAGGAAGCGCAAGCAGAGGAAGCGCAAGCAGAGGAAGCACAAGCAGAGGAAGCACAAGCAGAGGAAGCACAAGCAGAGGAAGCACAAGCAGAGGAAGCGCAAGCAAGGAAGCGCAAGCAGAGGAGCGCAAGCAGAGGAAGCACAAGCAGAGGAAGCACAAGCAGAGGAAGCCAAAGCAGAGGAAGCGCAAGCAGAGGAGCGCAAGCAGAGGAAGCGCAAGAAGAGGAAGCACAAGCAGAGGAAGCACAAGCAGAGGAAGCACAAGCAGAGGAAGCACAAGCAGAGGAAGCACAAGCAGAGGAAGCACAAGCAGAGGAAGCACAAGCAGAGGAAGCACAAGCAGGGAAGCGCAAGCAGAGGAAGCGCAAGCAGAGGAAGCACAAGCAGAGGAAGCGCAAGCAGAAGAAGCACAAGCAGAGGAAGCGCAAGCAGAAGAAGCACAAGCAGAGGAAGCCAAGCAGAGGAGCCAAGCAGAGGAGCGCAAGCAGAGGAAGCGCAAGCAGAGGAAGCGCAAGCAGAGGAAGCGCAAGCAGAGGAAGCGCAAGCAGAGGAAGCGCAAGCAGAGGAAGCGCAAGCAGAGGAAGCGCAAGCAGAGGAAGCACAAGCAGAGGAAGCGCAAGCAGAGGAAGCACAAGCAGAGGAAGCAUAAGCAGAGGAAGCACAAGCAGAGGAAGCGCAAGCAGAGGAAGUGCAAGCAGAGGAAGCGCAAGAAGAGGAAGCACAAGCAGAGGAAGCGCAAGCACAAGAAGCAGAAGCAGAGGAAGGGCAAGCAGAGGAAGCACAAGCAGAGGAGCGCAAGCAGAGGAAGCGCAAGCAGAGGAAGCGCAAGCAGAGGAAGCGCAAGCAGAGGAAGCGCAAGCAGAGGAAGCACAAGCAGAGGAAGCGCAAGCAAAGGAAGCACAAGCAGAGGAAGCACAAGCAGAGGAGCGCAAGCAGAGGAAGCGCAAGCAGAGGAAGCGCAAGCAGAGGAAGCGCAAGCAGAGGAAGCACAAGCAGAGGAGCGCAAGCAGAGGAAGCGCAAGCAGAGAACGCAAGCAGAGGAAGCGCAAGCAGAGGAAGCACAAGCAGAGGAAGCGCAAGCAGAGGAAGCACAAGCAGAGGAAGCACAAGCAGAGGAGCGCAAGCAGAGGAAGCGCAAGCAAAGGAAGCACAAGCAGAGGAAGCGUAAGGAGGAAGCACAAGCAAAGGAAGCGCAAGCAGAGGAAGCGCAAGAAGAGGAAGCACAAGCAGAGGAAGCGCAAGCAGAGGAAGCGCAAGCAGAGGAAGCACAAGCAGAGGAAGCGCAAGCAGAGGAAGCACAAGCAAGAAGCACAAGCAGAGGAAGCACAAGCAGAGGAGCGCAAGCAGAGGAAGCGCAAGCAGAGGAAGCACAAGCAGAGGAAGCGCAAGCAGAGGAAGCACAAGCAGAGGAAGCGCAAGCAGAGGAAGCACAAGCAGAGGAAGUACAAGCAGAGGAGCGCAAGCAGAGGAAGCGUAAGGAGAGGAAGCGCAAGCAGAGGAAGCACAAGCAGAGGAAGCGCAAGAAGAGGAAGCACAAGCAGAGGAAGCAACAGCAGAAGAAGCGCAAGCAGAGGAAGCACAAGCAGAGGAAGCGCAAAGGAGCGCAAGCAGAGGAAGCGCAAGCAGAGGAAGCGCAAGCAGAGGAAGCACAAGAAGAGGAAGCGCAAGCAGAGGAAGCGCAAGCAGAGGAGCACAAGCAGAGGAAGCGCAAGCAGAGGAAGCGCAAGCAGAGGAAGCACAAGCAGAGGAAGCACAAGCAGAGGAAGCACAAGCAGAGGAAGCGCAAGCAGAGGAAGCACAAGCAGAGGAAGCGCAAGAAGAGGAAGCACAAGCAGAGGAAGCGCAAGCAGAGGAAGCACAAGCAGAGGAAGCGCAAGCAGAGGAAGCACAAGCAGAGGAAGCGCAAGCAGAGGAAGCACAAGCAGAGGAAGCACAAGCAGAGGAGCACAAGCAGAGGAAGCGCAAGCAGAGGAAGCGCAAGCAGAGGAAGCACAAGCAGAGGAAGCGCAAGCAGAGGAAGCACAAGCAGAGGAAGCAAAGCAGAAGAAGCGCAAGCAGAGGAAGCACAAGCAGAGGAAGCACAAGCAGAGGAAGCGCAAGCAGAGGAAGCACAAGCAGAGGAAGCGCAAGCAGAGGAAGCACAAGCAAAGGAAGCGCAAGCAGAGGAAGCACAAGCAGAGGAAGCACAAGCAGAGGAGCGCAAGCAGAGGAAGCGCAAGCAGAGGAAGCGCAAGCAGAGGAAGCCCAAGCAGAAGAAGCGCAAGCAGAGGAAGCGCAAGCAGAGGAGCACAAGCAGAGGAAGCGCAAGCAGAGGAAGCACAAGCAGAGGAAGCGCAAGCAGAGGAAGCACAAGCAGAGGAAGCGCAAGAAGAGGGAAGCACAAGCAGAGGAAGCACAAGCAAGAGGAAGCACAAGCAGAGGAGCACAAGAAGAGGAAGCACAAGCAGAGGAAGCACAAGCAGAGGAAGCGCAAGCAGAGGAAGCACAAGCAGAGGAAGCACAAGCAGAGGAAGCACAAGCAGAGGAGCGCAAGCAGAGGAAGCGCAAGCAGAGGAAGCGCAAGCAGAGGAAGCGCAAGCAAAGGAAGCGCAAGCAGAGGAAGCGCAAGCAGAGGAAGCACAAGCAGAGGAAGCGCAAGCAGAGGAAGCACAAGCAUAGGAAGCGCAAGCAGAGGAAGCGCAAGCAGAGGAAGCGCAAGCAAAGGAAAGCAAGCAGAGGAAGCGCAAGCAGAGGAAGCACAAGCAGAGGAAGCGCAAGCAGAGGAAGCACAAGCAGAGGAAGCGCAAGCAGAGGAAGCACAAGCAGAGGAAGCACAAGCAGAGGAGCGGAAGCAGAGGAAGCGCAAGCAGAGGAAGCGCAAGCAGAGGAAACGCAAGAAGAGGAAGCACAAGCAGAGGAAGCACAAGCAGAGGAAGCACAAGCAGAGGAAGCACAAGCAGAGGAAGCGCAAGCAGAGGAAGCGCAAGCAGAGGAGCGCAAGCAGAGGAAGCACAAGCAGAGGAAGCACAAGCAGAGGAAGCCAAAGCAAAGGAAGCGCAAGCAGAGGAGCGCAAGCAGAGGAAGCGCAAGCAGAGGAAGCACAAGCAGAGGAAGCACAAGCAGAGGAAGCACAAGCAGAGGAAGCACAAGCAGAGGAAGCACAAGCAGAGGAAGCACAAGCAGAGGAAGCACAAGCAGAGGAAGCACAAGCAGAGGAAGCGAAAGCAGAGGAAGCGCAAGCAGAGGAAGCACAAGCAGAGGAAGUGCAAGCAGAGGAAGCACAAGCAGAGGAAGCCCAAGCAGAGGAGCCCAAGCAGAGGAAGCGCAAGCAGAGGAAGCGCAAGCAGAGGAAGCGCAAGCAGAGGAAGCGCAAGCAGAGGAAGCGCAAGCAGAGGAAGCGCAAGCAGAGGAAGCGCAAGCAGAGGAAGCGCAAGCAGAGGAAGCACAAGCAGAGGAAGCGCAAGCAGAGGAAGCACAAGCAGAGGAAGCAUAAGCAGAGGAAGCAGAAGCAGAGGAAGCGCAAGCAGAGGAAGUGCAAGCAGAGGAAGCGCAAGAAGAGGAAGCACAAGCAGAGGAAGCGCAAGCACAAGAAGCACAAGCAGAGGAAGCGCAAGCAGAGGAAGCACAAGCAGAGGAGCGCAAGCAAAGGAAGCGCAAGCAGAGGAAGCGCAAGCAGAGGAAGCGCAAGCAGAGGAAGCGCAAGCAGAGGAAGCACAAGCAGAGGAAGCGCAAGCAGAGGAAGCACAAGCAGAGGAAGCACAAGCAGAGGAGCGCAAGCAGAGGAAGCGCAAGCAGAGGAAGCGCAAGCAGAGGAAGCGCAAGCAGAGGAAGCACAAGCAGAGGAGCGCAAGCAGAGGAAGCGCAAGCAGAGAACGCAAGCAGAGGAAGCGCAAGCAGAGGAAGCACAAGCAGAGGAAGCGCAAGCAGAGGAAGCACAAGCAGAGGAAGCACAAGCAGAGGAGCGCAAGCAGAGGAAGCGUAAGCAAAGGAAGCACAAGCAAAGGAAGCGUAAGCAGAGGAAGCACAAGCAGAGGAAGCGUAAGCAGAGGAAGCGCAAGAAGAGGAAGCGCAAGCAGAGGAAGCGCAAGCAGAGGAAGCGCAAGCAGAGGAAGCACAAGCAGAGGAAGCGCAAGCAGAGGAAGCACAAGCAAGAAGCACAAGCAGAGAAAGCACAAGCAGAGGAGCCCAAGCAGAGGAAGCGCAAGCAGAGGAAGCACAAGCAGAGGAAGCGCAAGCAGAGGAAGCACAAGCAGAGGAAGCGCAAGCAGAGGAAGCACAAGCAGAGGAAGUACAAGCAGAGGAGCUCAAGCAGAGGAAGCGUAAGGAGAGCAAGCGCAAGCAGAGGAAGCACAAGCAGAGGAAGCGCAAGAAGAGGAAGCACAAGCAGAGGAAGCAACAGCAGAAGAAGCGCAAGCAGAGGAAGCACAAGCAGAGGAAGCGCAAGCAGAGAAGCACAAGCAGAGGAAGCACAAGCAAAGAAGCGCAAGCAGAGGAAGCACAAGCAAAGGAAGCACAAGCAGAGGAAGCGCAAGCAGAGGAAGCACAAGCAGAGGAAGCGCAAGCAGAGGAAGCACAAGCAGAGGAAGCGCAAGCAGAGGAAGCACAAGCAGAGGAAGCACAAAGGAGCACAAGCAGAGGAAGCGCAAGCAGAGGAAGCGCAAGCAGAGGAAGAACAAGCAGAGGAAGCACAAGCAGAGGAAGCACAAGCAGAGGAAGCGCAAGCAGAGGAAGCACAAGCAGAGGAAGCGCAAGAAGAGGAAGCACAAGCAGAGGAAGCACAAGCAGAGGAAGCACAAGCAGAGGAAGCGCAAGCAGAGGAAGCACAAGCAGAGGAAGCGCAAGCAGAGGAAGCACAAGCAGAGGAAGCGCAAGCAGAGGAAGCACAAGCAGAGGAAGCACAAGCAGAGGAGCUCAAGCAGAGGAAGCGCAAGGAGAGGAAGCGCAAGCAGAGGAAGCACAAGCACAGGAAGCGUAAGCAGAGGAAGCACAAGCAGAGGAAGCAAAGCAGGAAGAAGGCAAGCAGAGGAAGCACAAGCAGAGGAAGCACAAGCAGAGGAAGCGCAAGCAAAGGAAGCGCAAGCAGAGGAAGCACAAGCAGAGGAAGCACAAGCAGAGGAGCGCAAGCAGAGGAAGCGCAAGCAGAGGAAGCGCAAGCAGAGGAAGCCCAAGUAGAAGAAGCGCAAGCAGAGGAAGCGCAAGCAGAGGAGCACAAGCAGAGGAAGCGCAAGCAGAGGAAGCGCAAGCAGAGGAAGCACAAGCAGAGGAAGCACAAGCAGAGGAAGCACAAGCAGAGGAAGCGCAAGCAGAGGAAGCACAAGCAGAGGAAGCGCAAGAAGAGGAAGCACAAGCAGAGGAAGCACAAGCAAGGAAGCACAAGCAGAGGAGCACAAGAAGAGGAAGCACAAGCAGAGGAAGCACAAGAAGAGGAAGCGCAAGCAGAGGAAGCACAAGCAGAGGAAGAACAAGCAGAGGAAGCGCAAGCAGAGGAAGCACAAGCAGAGGAAGCGCAAGCAGAGGAAGCACAAGCAGAGGAAGCACAAGCAGAGGAAGCACAAGCAGAGGAGCGCAAGCAGAGGAAGCGCAAGCAGAGGAAGCACAAGCAGAGGAAGCGCAAGCAGAGGAAGCACAAGCAGAGGAAGCGCAAGCAGAGGAAGCACAAGCAGAGGAAGCACAAGCAGAGGAGCGCAAGCAGAGGAAGCACAAGCAGAGGAAGCACAAGCAGAGGAAGCAAAGCAGAGGAAGCGCAAGCAGAGGAAGCUCAAGCAGAGGAAGCGCAAGUAGAGGAAGCACAAGCAGAGGAAGCACAAGCAAAGAAGCGCAAGCAGAGGAAGCACAAGCAGAGGAAGCACAAGCAGAGGAAGCGCAAGCAGAGGAAGCACAAGCAGAGGAAGCGCAAGCAGAGGAAGCACAAGCAGAGGAAGCGCAAGCAGAGGAAGCACAAGCAGAGGAAGCACAAGCAGAGGAGCGCAAGCAGAGGAAGCGCAAGCAGAGGAAGCGCAAGAAGAGGAAGCACAAGCAGAGGAAGCGCAAGCAGAGGAAGCGGAAGCUAA